Molecule: messenger RNA, 450 nt
Organism: Stereum hirsutum FP-91666 SS1
Lineage: Eukaryota; Fungi; Basidiomycota; Agaricomycetes; Russulales; Stereaceae
Product: WD40 repeat-like protein
Exons: 2
Molecular function (GO): protein binding
Source: RefSeq, a predicted model, not a curated record
GAUGUAUUGUGCAUGGCAAUCUCAUGGGACUCCGCCGUUUUGGCCUGCGGUACCGCGGAUGGGGGUCUUACCCUUUGGGAUUUGUCCACUGGAGGCGUUCGGUCUACAUUGGAUAACCAUUCCACCAAGGUCUUAUCCGUUGCAGUCACCUCUGAACAUGGUCUUCUUCAAUCGGGUUCCGAGGAUGGCGUCAUUCGUGUAUGGGAGAUCAACCGGGGAUCUUUCCAAGAGAGAGAGCUAGGGCGAAAAUGUUCUUUGAGUGUUGCCUUCUCUCCCGACGGGAAACGAGUAGCUUCGACCGGCUUCGACCGCCAGACUCUGGUCUGGAAUGCAAGCAGCGGGGCACUGCUGCCACCACUUCCUCAGAAAGGCGACCCCCCGCGUUGCUGGGGCCUUGCCUUAGCAUUCUCUCCAGACGGCACGCUCUUAUUGUCAGGAAAUCAAGAUGGC